Talaromyces stipitatus ATCC 10500 is the source of this 2476-nucleotide messenger RNA. Its product is annotated as ceramide synthase membrane component (LAG1), putative. The record is from RefSeq and is a predicted model, not a curated record. Gene Ontology annotation, biological process: ceramide biosynthetic process. Gene Ontology annotation, cellular component: membrane. Bases 320 to 1615 code for a protein of 431 amino acids. The transcript has 3 exons. NCBI's taxonomy places the organism in Eukaryota, Fungi, Ascomycota, Eurotiomycetes, Eurotiales, Trichocomaceae. Gene Ontology annotation, molecular function: sphingosine N-acyltransferase activity.
AUUCUUCCGAUCGAGAUUAAUCCUACUCGCAAGACUCCAAUCCUUUCUGUCAUUCAUUAAUUAUCUUUGAGGCGUCAAAGAGGAUCUCAGUAUCAUUCGCGAUCUGUCUUGCGGCAGCUUAUACAGCGUUUGCGAAAGAGGAUCGUUGCGACCGCAUCACCCUGAGGUCGCCCCUUCACUAUCCCGAUAAAAAGUCCAACGAAGUGACGAUUGUUAUCUUGGUUUGACGGGUGUCUGUUAUUUCUCGUAUUGGAGGGGCCUGCAUAACAGCUGAUUUGUUUGGCUAGCGGCCUGCCAACAUACUUUUUUCGUUGUCACAAUGCCAACUACUCGGAGGAAGUCGAGUCUGGGCGCAGAUAUCAGAGGUGAUACUAGUGCACCAGCGAUGUCAACAAUGGAUAUGAAUAAGAGUGCUUCCCUCUCAGAUAUCGCGGAGCAACCACAGGGGCCGGGCUCUACAAAAUCCGGAAAAGCUCACCAUCAUAAACGUCGCAAAUCGCGAUCUUUGCUUCGUCGGUUCAAAGAUGCAGCCCUCAAGAACACAUGGCUCAUACCUCUUAUCAUCCUGUUGGUGUUACUCUUCGCCUACGCUAUAAAUCCCAGUGAAAUGAAUCCGAUGCACUCCGCGCUCUUCUUGUCUUACCCUCGCGAACCGAAGAAUCCCGGCGAACCCGUCAUGUACGGCAAGGGAAAGAAAGACUUUGCAUUUGUUGCUUUUUACACCGUGGUUCUCUCAUUCACGCGUGAAUUCCUGAUGCAGCGAGUAAUUCGGCCAUGGGCACUUUACUGUAACAUCCGUGGCAAGGGAAAAAUUGCGCGCUUCAUGGAACAGGUGUACACUGCCAUGUAUUUUGCGGUCUUUGGUCCUUUCGGUCUCUGGGUUAUGAGUCGCACCAACAUUUGGUAUUUCAACACCACCGCGAUGUUUGAAGGUUUCCCUCAUCGGGAGCAUACAGCAGAAUUUAAGGCAUACUAUCUUCUGCAAGCAGCUUACUGGUUCCAACAAGCUAUUGUGUUGUUGCUGCAGCUGGAGAAGCCCCGCAAAGACUUCAAGGAGCUCGUUGGCCACCAUAUUAUCACUCUUGCAUUGAUCUUCCUCAGCUAUCGUUUCCAUUUUACCUACAUGGGUAUAGCUGUGUACAUUACACACGACAUUUCGGACUUUUUCCUAGCGACAUCGAAGACUUUGAAUUACCUUGACUCACCUAUUAUUGGCCCUUAUUUCGGCUUGUUCGUUUCAAUCUGGAUUUACUUGCGCCAUUAUAUAAACUUGAAGAUUCUCUGGGCAGUUCUUACCGAAUUCAGGACCGUGGGUCCAUUCGAAUUGAACUGGGAGACUCAACAAUACAAGUGCUGGAUCAGCCAGUACAUCACUUUUGCUCUCCUUGCCAGUCUUCAGGCCGUCAAUCUCUUCUGGCUCUACUUGAUUAUGCGCAUUCUUAAGAACUACCUCUUUGACGAUGUUGCAAAGGACGAAAGAAGUGACAAUGAGGACGAGGAAGAGGAAGAAGAAUCGAGCGUCUCCAAGACUGCCAACGGAACCAGCGAAGCAGAAGGUGUCUCCUCCCAGGUUUCUGUCAACGGCAAGUCGGCAGACGGCCGUAAACGCAAGUAAGGACGAGCAUGAUUUUAUGACUUUUACACAUACACCAGGCCCGUCCCGGGUUCCGCUUAAUUCGCUCUUGACUGUGUGCAAGAUCCAGAGUCACGGUAUUUAUGAGAUACUGGCUUGCUAUACUUGGUCUUCUUUCUUCGUGGUUGUGUGAUUUAUGGACGACUUUUAUACAUAUACAUUCAAACUUGCAUUAAUAUUUCAUUACACAAAAGGGACAGGAGGGGACCCGAAUCACAUUUACUUCUUUUACUUGUCAAACAUUCUUUCACUGCACUGUUGUGUCAUGGCGGGAUGAUUUACAAAUUUCUCUGUUAUUAUUCAACUAUUGGUUGGGGAUCUGAGAUGAUGACGACGCUUUCUUCUUGAAUUGCCUUAUGUAUUUCUUCGAAUGGUCGAUAUUGUAGUGAUCUUGACGCAGCACUACGGUCUACCUGCAAGGAGAUGGUUACUGGAUCAGGAUUUACGACAUGAUAGCCAAAAUAGGUAUUUCAAAUCUUGUAAAUAUUAACUUAAUUGCUAAUAAUGUGACAUUCAGCUAAUCCAAUACUAGUACGUCUAUGACAUAACUUUACAUGGGUUUGCACGGGUCUUCUUUCUCCAGAACAAUCAAUCCAUCCAUCGUUUAUCGUUCAGGUGAUACGGUUCCCUUCAACUUGGAUGAAUCGGUAACACCUUCGGGUUUCUCGCCCUUGCCCGGAGCAUUAAGAUAGGGGUUCAUGGUAUCAUCAUUGGAAACACCUUGCUGUUUGGAAGUUUGGGCGCCUGAAUUUUCACCGAUAUUUCCCUCAGGUUUGAUUGCGUGGGCCUGUUUGAAAUUACAAAUGCGUCAGUGUUAAUAUACACAACAGAGUCGUCUUCGUG